AUGGAGUUUGUCCUUCUCCUUACGCUCCUCCUGGCCACCUCCCAUGCCGCGAUCAUCUCCGAUCCAGUCCUCGACUCUAGCGGAAAUGAGCUCAAACGGGGUCACCAGUAUUACGUGCUCCCGGCGAUCUUCGGUCCCCUCGGCGGCGGCUUGAAUCUGAUGUCCCUCAAUGAGACGUGCCCACUCUAUGUGACCCGGGAGAUAUCGGAGAUGGCCAGGGGGCUGCCCGUCAUGUUCUUCCCGGAGAACCCGGACCGCUCCACCGUGCGCGAGGGGGGGACGUUCAACGCCAUGUUUGCCGCGCCUACCCAGUGUACGGAGUCUACGGUGUGGACAGUCAAAGAGGGGACCCUGGCGACGGGUGGAACCGUAUCCCAGAGCAUUGGUCCUCACUAUAGUAGGUUCGCCAUAUAUAAAUCUGAUGAAUUCCCGAGAUCUGCCUACAAGAUCAGGUCUUGCCCGUGCAGCGUAGAUGUGCCGCGCGCAGCCUGCCUGAUGGGAUGCUUAGAGGGUGGUUCACUGCCUAAUGCUGUCAACUUUGUGAGUGCCGACAAAUGGGGAGCCGUGAUCGGUUCCAAGGCAUACUAG
Messenger RNA from Spirodela intermedia, 588 nucleotides. The record is from the annotation of a GenBank genome assembly. NCBI's taxonomy places the organism in Eukaryota, Viridiplantae, Streptophyta, Magnoliopsida, Alismatales, Araceae.